Molecule: messenger RNA, 2308 nt
Organism: Anguilla anguilla (European eel)
Lineage: Eukaryota; Metazoa; Chordata; Actinopteri; Anguilliformes; Anguillidae
Product: bcl-2-like protein 15
Exons: 4
Coding region: 586-1053 (155 amino acids)
Biological process (GO): regulation of apoptotic process
Source: RefSeq, a predicted model, not a curated record
UCAGUCCAGGAUUCGUGUUAUUGUAGUCUUGCUAACAGCGUGGCUCCAAAUAUUUAAAACAGUAGUUUUUAAUUUCUUAGUUGCUAAGUAGGCCUAGCUAAUAUUGUUAAUUCAGCCUACAUUCUAUGCGGACUUUCUGACUGCCUUACCGCGUUCACUGUACUCUCGAUAUUGCCACUCGCUAUUCAGGAGCUAGACGGUGUAAUGAUGGAGGGAAUUUUCUGAUGCAAGCGGCUGAAACUUCAUCUUUGCCCUGCAAGAAUCGGGGCACACGCCGGAUGAAACGAAACACGUAGCUGCAGGGCAACUUGCCAGUAAAACACACCGGCUACAGAGUUUUUACGGAAAACAUGUUGUGCGUAACUGGCUAAUAUCAAUUUAGGCCUACUCCUGAGGCGAACCGAAGCAAAAUAUCUGCCGUUGUCCCACCGCUGAAAAGCGUAAUUAAGGCGUGUCCCGUCCGCCCAGCUUCCACGGCAGCAUAAACAGCGUUGAACAAGGAAGUAGGAUAUUUUUCUGCCUACGGCCAGUUGCUCGUUGCAUUAGAGCGCAUUGGCGAUAGACAGCUCAACACUAUCAAUAGGAAUGGCCCCUAGAGACAUAGACUAUCAGACGCGCCUUAUAGUUAGUUGUUUUUUUGAAGAAGAUGGAUCGAUAGAGGACCGAGGAUUGAUUGAGCCGGACGGUGUAGGAGACGAUGAUCCGUUUGAUCCCGUGCUGAUUGCUGAUAAGCUUCGAGAGUUGGGGGAUGACUACGACGAAAAGGUGAUUCAGCCCCUCAUAAACAAGGUCCAAAAGGCAGCCAAAGAUCAGAUGGCGACGGCCUUCGGGGACUGCGUGGACAGCCUGUGUAAGAGCUGGAUGGCGGACGGGCCGGAGGUGACCCAGGAGAAGCAGCUGCUCAAGGCCUCCGUCAUGCUGGGGCUGUACGUGAAGAAAAAGUGCCCGGACCUCAGAGGAGCCGUGCAGGACGCCAUGGCCAACUUCCUGACCACCCGCCUGGGCAGCUGGGUCUCACAGCAGGGCGGCUGGGAUGAAGUCGCCUCUCAGUAAGAGUUCAUCACCUCAGCGGAUUUUGGGGAAGUUCUUCAAACACGUCUGGUGUCUGAAAUCUCAGGAAUAACAUUUUUCCCAGCCAAAAAAUCUCAAUUGUCAUUUUUCGCUGUAACUCAAAAGGAGAUGGGAACUGAACCUGUUUACAAAGACUAGCUUUUUUUUUUAAAUCCAUUGCUGUGAUUGAGACUGUGAAUUUGAUUUUGUGUGCUUCCACACACAGCCCUCUUUGCUGUCCAAAGCCUGGUUCGCUACAGGAGUGGACUGUAAACUGUGUGUGGCUCUUAUAAAAGCUCUAAUCCAGGGAUGUCCAAUCUUCCGGAAAGGGCCGGCGUGGCUGCAGGUUUCUGUUUUGGCCCAGCAACACAGAGACCCGAUUCCACUUAUCCGGGCCUUGACCGAAGACCACGAUUUGUUGGUUAAAUCAGGUGUCAUAGUGGUGGGCUAAAACAAAAAAAAAAAUUCCUGCACCCACACUGCCGCUUUUCGGGGUAAGACUGGACACCCCUGCUCCGGUGCUGAAGGAAAAGGGAUGCGUCCUUUCUGGGGCGUCCACUCAACUCCUGGUGCCCCAGAAAGAACACUGGUUCGGUUUCUAGGGGGCUACUAUCUAAUUUUGAUGUGAAACUGUAGUACAUUGUCAGGGCAUUACAUACUGGUGAUAUGUAAUAUUGUUCAGUGUCCCAAAUUCACCAAACCAGCACUUAGAGAAUGAAGAGUUUUGUAGUUGAAUACAACUGGUCUAAUUACAUGUUUAACUGCUCUAAUGGCUAAUUGUGUAAAUUCAUCCGCAACAUUAGACCUCAUGAAAUCAAUCCAAUCUGCUGUCAGUAACAUCACGCUUUUAGUUUAGUGACUGGGAAGUUUAGACUUUUCAUUUUUUUUAAAUUAAUAAGUUAGAUUCAUGAAUUGUACUUUGUGAAAUAGCACGGUGGAAGUGGUCUCAUUUGUAUUGGCCAGUCUUGUUCAUAUAGAGGCUUGUUUUACAGACACUUCUCGUUUGGGAAGUUUGCAAUGCUUCAUUUUACUGCCAUGUCAUAGGAAAGAACUUCAGUUAGCCAGACGAAGGCUGUGCAAAUUACAUUCCACAGUAGGCCUUCUUAGAGAAGCAUUUGGGUCUUAGUCUGUGUCACCUUAUCGUUCUCCUUGGAGUUUGACCAAGCUAUUUUAGCAUGUUAAUGGUUUGUAUUUGUCUUUCUCUGUGUAUCAAUUGUUAUUUGAAAUCUUGUUUUAAUAAAACUAGAGCAGAGGUGCA